Molecule: messenger RNA, 2529 nt
Organism: Mercenaria mercenaria
Lineage: Eukaryota; Metazoa; Mollusca; Bivalvia; Venerida; Veneridae
Product: ras-like protein family member 12
Exons: 5
Coding region: 431-1135 (234 amino acids)
Molecular function (GO): GTP binding; GTPase activity
Source: RefSeq, a predicted model, not a curated record
CCAUUUCGGCUGGUAAACACACCUGUGGAAGGGUAAUUACGGACUGAAGCACAUCUGUAGUCUCCAGUAGCUAUAGGCUACUGUGUGUAGAUAUAUAUCUCUACCUUUUCUUACAGAGCUCUGUUCACUUGAUGUACUCUUUAGAAGAAAGAAAGAGAAAUGUGUAUUAUUUAUCUCUGUGUAAAAUUUCAAAGUUGGAUAUUCAUUAUUUGAACUAUGAUGCAAGCAUUUUCAAGUGAAUAAGAACAUAAACAUCUGACGUGCCAACAAUUUAACGGUAGUCUACGUAGAGAAAAGGAUAGUAAAAUGAUUCAUGUGUGUAUAUGUAUAACAGUUGAAUUCUCUACUGGAUUUUAGUGAUUUUUAGGGAAACAAUAUGACGCUUGGAUUUGUGUAAUAGAAGAUCGGUGCUUAAAUCUGCAAGGACAGAAUGAGUGGAAGAAAGAGGUCAGAGUACAAUAUAGUACUGUUAGGGGCGCUUGGAGUAGGAAAAUCUGCUUUAACGGUGAAAUACAUAACCAGGAGGUUCAUCAUGGAAUAUGACCCAUAUAUUGAAGAUAUAUAUACCAAACACGAGGAUGUUGAUGGGCAAGAAUUCAUAGUAAAUGUCAUGGAUACGUAUGAAAAGGAUGAUUCCAACAGUCAGCGAUAUCUGAGAUGGGCGGACGCCUUCAUUGUUGUUUAUAGCAUUACAAAUCGGCCUAGUUUUGAGACAGCUCGUCAGUAUCUACAGAAAGUUUCUGAAUAUCUUCGUACGGCGAACAAAGAUUGUCCAAUUGCUCUUGUAGGCAAUAAAAGCGACCUAGAACGAUACAGACAAAUCAGCAAAGCUGACGGACAAACUUUAUCAUGUGAAUAUGAUGGAAUUUUCUACGAAUGUUCAGCAGCGGAGGAGUACGAGUACGUUGAGGACAUUUUUUACGGACUUGUUCAUUCAAUACAACGUCAACGAGGAGAAAGAAGUCUAGCCUAUUCACCGCUAUUUAUUACGGAAGACAGACAUCACUCCAUGCAAAGAAAUAGACCGCGUUCUCCUAGAAGUAGUACGGAAAAGAAGGAAGACAAAACACAAAAUAAGAAAAAUCCGACCAGUUUUAAAUUGUUCAAAAACAAAAGUUUUAAGAUAUUCAAUUGACCCUUUCUUUUGAAAAGUAGAAGUGAAUGGUAUAAAAACUUGAUAUUUCAAUGGUUGAAACGAAGCCGUUCGGGAUCUUAAAAUGGUUUAAACACAAAACAACCAGGGAAAUUUCGAUGCUGGCAAACGUUUUUCAUCCUUCUGUACAAUGGGUGGAAUAUCACAGUCACUCCUUUUUUCUUUUCUAUUUUUUUUUUUUGUAUAGUGAAUAAUGUUUGAAAUGAUUGGCAACGCUGAUAAAAAUGUUAACCUUCAAGUUCGAAAGUUCAGUCUUCAAAAAUACAUAAAAUGGGAUGGGAGUUCCAACAAGAAUUGGCGCUGGCGCUGAUAGUGAAUUGUUUUAUCUAUUUUCAGGAAAUAUACUUGGAAAAAACCUCAGUCUUCAAACAUACAGUUUCAAUUGACGUAUUUGUGUUAUUUCCAGAAAAUCUAAAGUUAUGAAGAAGGAUACAAGUGAUGAAUUAUGCGUCGCGGUUAAUUUCAAACUGGAUUUUAUGUUACGUUAAUAAUAAUUUAGCCGCACAAUGAGAAAACCAACAUAGUGUAUUUGCGACCAGCAUGGAUCCAGACGAGUCUGCGCAUCCGCGCAGUCUGUUCAGGGUCCAUGCUGUUCGCUAACAGUUUCUUUCAUUGCAAUAGGCUUUGAAAGCGAACAGCAUGGAUCCUGGCCAGGCUCUGGAUCCAUGCUGGUCGCAAAUACACUAUGUUUGUUUUCUCAUGGCGUGGCUCAUAUGUUUUCCGAUACAUUUCAUACAUGAUAUGAAAAGUUAUAAUAGGUCUGUUUUACGAAACCGACACAUAUAAUGCUAAUAUUAUUAUCAACCUCGAAAAAACACAUUCUAUUAUAUUGAAACAAAAUAUUCUAUUAUCACUGAAUCCGUGAGACAAUUUGCUUUAGUUUCAUGGUCCUUAGGAUGAACAUUAGAAGCAGAUGUGCAAUAUCUAGUGUACCCGAUCAAACAAUAUUUUGAUUUUGAAUUUGAGGCAAACAUUUUCUUUCUUUUAUUUUAUGUCUUUUUCUACGGAUGUAAAAUUAUUAUACCAAUUUCAUAGUUCCGUACCAGUGAAACAUAUAUACUAUUGAUAUUUUAUGUUAUAUUAUAAAAAUAAAUUUAUGUAUAGUUUAUAUCAAAUUUAAUCUUCACUGUGAAAUUAUGAGACAAACUUCAAAUUUGAGAUGAAACAUAUUCCAUAAUGAAUCAUUGACAGGCUUCAUGUCUGAGUAAUGGGUUACUUGCGAAAGCAAUGUAUUAAAUAUGCAAAUAAAGAAACAAAACGUUUUUAAAGAUGCAAGCUUAACUGAACUUUUGUUACUAUUUAAAUGAUUUACUGUGACCACUUUUCCUUUAUACUAAAGUCAUGUAAAUUACAUCAAUGAUAAAUAUUUGUAAUAU